AUGGCACUCAACAUAACAAACUCAACAAUGUCAACAAUGCGAGCAGUAGCCUGGUUCGGCCAACCCUACAACGUCUCCGUAAUCGACAUGCCCGUGCCCAUGAUCCUCAACCAAACAGACGUCGUCGUCCGCAUCACCUCCUCCGCCAUCUGCGGCUCCGACCUCCACAUGUACCACGGCUUCGGCCACGAGGCCGUCGGCUACGUCUCCAGCGUCGGCGACGCCGUCUCGAGUCUUACGGUUGGCGGCUACGUCAUCGUCCCAGACAACGCCAACGACGGGCACUGGGGCCCCUCGCACCCCCUGUCCUUUGGCGUUGGAAACUCAAAUUAUGGAGGGCUGCAAGGCUUCCAACCCGGCGACACAGUCGCCAUCUUCGGCGCCGGCCCCGUCGGUCUCCUAGCAGCCUACUCCGCUAAACUUCGCGGUGCCUCCAGGGUCUACAUCGUCGACCGUAUCGAUAGCCGCCUCGAGCAAGCCGAAUCCUUUGGUGCCAUCCCCAUCGAUUUCUCCCAGGAAGACCCCGUAGAAGCAAUACUAAACCGCGAGCCCGGAGGCGUGACGCGCAGCGUCGACUGCGUGGGUUUUGAAUCCGUCAACGCCACAGGAGAUCCCCACAACGGCAUCGUGCUGGAGAACAUGGUUGCGGUGACCGCUGUGUAUGGAGGGAUGGGCAUCGGCGGCGUCUACAAUGGUGGCUCAAACAGUACCGAAGGAGCGCCCAAUGCGGGGACCCUCCCGGCGGAAAUUCCCAUCCCCAUGGCCUCGCUGUGGAGGAAGGGACUGUCUGUCGGAACAGGUAUCCUUCUGCCUUUGCUGAGGGCUCCUCCCUUGCUGGACUUGAUUGCGUCUAGCGUCGCUAAGCCGAGCCUCGUGGUCACCGCGGAGAUCGGCAUUGAGGAUGCGCCAGAGUAAUACCGCCGCUACAGCGACCACUUGGAAAACAAAGUCGUCAUCCGGUUCCCUUAGAUAGAUAGCGUGUAGCGCGAGACGACUGAAGGGGCAGUGAUGAUAGAGAGUGGAAUUGCUCUGGCAGAUCAUGAUACUAAACGUAAGACCUCAAAAUAACCCUGCAACUAGUUGACACGAGAAGCCCAAGUUUCCAAUCAGUCGUAAAUAUACAACCUCUUCAUACAUAUUCCCAAUACAAACCAGAAAGUACAACAAUACAUAACAAGCAAAAAAGAAAGAGAAGGGGCCGCCAGACAUAGCGGGAAAGGAGUGGUGGGUAAAGAACGAAAGUGGACGAUU
Molecule: messenger RNA, 1251 nt
Organism: Colletotrichum phormii
Lineage: Eukaryota; Fungi; Ascomycota; Sordariomycetes; Glomerellales; Glomerellaceae
Product: alcohol dehydrogenase
Exons: 2
Coding region: 1-915 (304 amino acids)
Molecular function (GO): zinc ion binding; oxidoreductase activity
Source: RefSeq, a predicted model, not a curated record